AUGAUAGCUGACCCCCCCUCCACUGAGAGCCCCCCCCCAACUGAUGGGCACCCUAAUGCCUCCCUCUCCCCAUCCCCUUUCUCCGGCCAGGGGGGUGACAGCCAGCGCAGGACGGCAGAGCAAAACCAGGUCCUGGCGGGGGUCAACCCCACCGUGCCGGGAUUGGGGUCCCCCCCGUACCCCCCCGGGUCCCCCCCCGAGCCGCCGGCGGCUGACUUGCCCCCGCUCCCGGUGCUGGUUUCGUUUAGCGGCGAUCGCUUCGAGACAGCGAACGCGCUCGCCGUGGGUGCCACCGACACGGAUCAGCGUCUCGGGGUUUCUCUACCCGCACCAGCGCACCCACGCUGCCUGUGGCCCUCCGCCGUCGUUUCCCCCGUGCCCGGGCGCCCACGCCACGCAGGAACGGGACGGGUGCGGCUGUCGGCUGAGCGGCGGCUGGAGCAUCCCGGUAACCGGGACUUUCGCCCGACGGCGGCGAGAGCCGUGAGCGGCCGGGUCCCGGCACCGGGCUGGGAACAAAGACGCGGGGCAAGGGACGGCGGUAACGGGGACGAAGCAGCCCGCUGUGGUUGUACCGUUCCGUUGCCCUCCCUCCCCGCCGCGGGAGAUAUUUAUUUAUUUAUUUAUGUGCAGAGAAACGACGAUGGCGAUGAUAAUGAUGAUGAUGAUGAUGAUGAUGAUGACAAUAAAAUGCUCGUUGGUGGUUUAUUUCCCUCCCCUCCCGUAGAAAGCAACCGCUCGGUGGCCGCGGAGGUGCGCCGGCAGCACCGUCUCUCUCCAUCCCCCUCUUUCUCUUACCGGGACUCGCCCGCCCCGGCCAGGGCUGGACGGCGGGGACUCCUUCUUGCUCUGAAGGUGAAUACAAAUACCGGGCUGGCGGCUGGGCUCGGCUUCUCUCUCCGGGUACCCGCCGCUGCUACCGGGGAAGGAUGGAGCCAGCCUCCCGCUAACCCACCGGUACCGGUACCGGUGCCGUGCUGGGGCUCCCGCCUGCCCCGCCACCGGCCUCCGGCAGCCCCGCUCCGGCCUCGCGUUUUGACCGUCGGGGAACCUGACAGCUCGUUUUUACACUCAGCUCCUCGGUGGAAAGCCCCGGCGGAAAAGCAACCGGCAUGUCCCGCAACCCCCCCGGGGGUGCCGGACCGGUAUCUGCCCCCCCCGAAGGUGCGGGACCGCCGGGGCUCCGCGUUCCCACCGCCGCUCCGUUUGGGGACGGAAAGACCCUUUUGUGCGGGGAUCCCCGCUCCCCUCAGGCUCACCCGUGGCCUGCACCGGCCGUCCCGGUCGUCGGUGUCCCGGGUCUUCCCACGGGCCCGGUGGGUUUCGUGCUCUGUGCUUGGGUCCCUGGGCUGCCAUCGGUCCCUGCCCGCAGCGGGACGGGACCUGCUUUUCAUCCCGGAGUGGGUCCAAAAUAACCGAGGCCACCGGGAAAAGCCAGGAGUGGAGAUGUCGUCCCUCCCGGGAAAUCACCGCGGAGAAGGUCCACACAGCUCCGCACAUGGGCUGAGCUGGGUUUGGGGUCCCCCGGGACCGAGCGUGAAGGCAGAGCCACAUGAUAUCAACGCAGAGGAAAUAACUGGAAUCAGUAACUCUGGGGAGGAAAUGUCUCCACAAGCCAGGUGGUGCAAAGGAGACCAGACUCUUUCAGACCAGAGCUGUCUCUUUACUGGUGUCCACGUCUUGCUGUCUGUGCUGAGGGAGGUAGAGUAUCAGAAGGGCUCCUCACCUCCAAGGGUUGCUAAACAGAGUGACGACUGGGAUGAUGAGGACUCAGAAGAUGAUGGGCGCGUGGCUGAUCUGGUGAUAUCCCCACCGAAAACCGUACCCAGCCCUCGGCAGCAGCGGCCGGGAGUUUGUGUGCCCACCCCCGGCCCCUCUCGCUGCCGCCGCCGGCCCAGAGCCCACGCGGGACGGCGGCGGCAGCGUGGGGAACGGCCAUCCCGCUCCUGUCGCUCUUUCCGGGAAGGAGAAAUCCGAGGGUUCACUAACCGGGCGAAAAGGAGGGGCUGCGGUCCCGCUCCCCACCCCGGUCCCGCUCCCCACCCGGCAGCCCACCCGCGUUGCCUCCCGCGGGGGGGCCCCGCUGCCGGGAAGGAGCGAAACCUCCGAGGGCCCAGGGCUGCUCCGUGGCGACAUCCCCGGAGAGCGCUGCCCGCCGCCCAAGAUUCCCGUUCCCUGAGAUUCCCCCCCCUUUUUGCGGCCGGUGGCGCCGGGGGCCCGCGGCGAGACCCCGCCGGGUUCCCCGCCGCCUCCCCGGGACCCCGCCGCCACCGGCCGGCGCCUUCUCCGCCCGGUCGGGGAUCCUACGUGGUGGAGCCUGAGGAGAACAAGCGGACGAGGACGGCGUACACCCGGGCGCAGCUGCUGGAGCUGGAGAAGGAGUUUCUCUUCAACAAGUACAUCUCCAGGCCGCGGCGGGUGGAGCUGGCUGUCAUGUUGAACUUGACCGAGAGGCACAUCAAGAUCUGGUUCCAGAACCGACGGAUGAAGUGGAAGAAAGAAGAGGACAAAAAGCGAGGGGCGGGCAACAGCAACGACCUCGAGGGAGACUGUGUAGUGUCCUCCGGGGAGCUCCGAGGUAAGGAGGAUCUGCAGCCGUGCCCACCCGGGAACCUGCCCUCGGGGGGCUCCAGGGACCUGCUGCCCCCCAGCCUCACCCCCAGAAGGCAGCAGGACUCUCGGUGA
Haliaeetus leucocephalus (bald eagle) is the source of this 2685-nucleotide messenger RNA. RefSeq names its product pancreatic and duodenal homeobox 1 (gene PDX1). Gene Ontology annotation, biological process: regulation of transcription by RNA polymerase II; type B pancreatic cell differentiation. Gene Ontology annotation, molecular function: DNA-binding transcription factor activity, RNA polymerase II-specific; RNA polymerase II cis-regulatory region sequence-specific DNA binding. The transcript is spliced from 8 exons. Gene Ontology annotation, cellular component: nucleus. The coding region runs from base 1 to 2685 and encodes 894 amino acids. The record is from RefSeq and is a predicted model, not a curated record. Lineage: Eukaryota; Metazoa; Chordata; Aves; Accipitriformes; Accipitridae.